AUGGUCCAGAAGCUUUACGUUACCUACAACGAUGUGCACAACUUGUGCCAGGAGGUCGCUCCCAAGAUCCUCGAGACCUUCAACCCCCAGCUCAUGAUCGCCAUUGGCGGCGGUGGCUACGUUCCCGCCCGUAUCCUGCGCUCUUUCCUCAAGCGCCCCGGCUCUCCCAACAUCCCCAUCCAGGCCAUCGGUCUCUCCCUCUACGAGUCUCUCGGCGAAGAUGUCGUUGAAGAGCCCGGUACCAAGGUUACCCGCACCCAGUGGCUCGAUCUGACUGCCCUUGGUUCCAUGAAGAACCUUAUCGGCAAGCGCAUCCUCAUCGUUGAUGAGGUCGACGACACCCGCACCACCCUUGAGUACGCCGUCAAGGAGCUCCAGAAGGAUGUCGAGGCUGCCCGUCAGGCCCUCGGCGGAGGCGAGGAGACCCAGUUCGCCAUCUUCGUCCUCCACAACAAGGACAAGCCCAAGAAGGGUACUCUUCCCGAGGACAUCAUCUCCCAGGGUCGCUACUUCGCCGCUCUCACCGUCGGUGACGAGUGGAUUUGCUACCCCUGGGAGGCCGGCAACAUUGAGGAACACGACCGCAAUGCUGCUGAGGCCAAGGCCCAGAAGGCUGCCGAUGCCCAGAACUAG
Neurospora hispaniola is the source of this 633-nucleotide messenger RNA. RefSeq names its product xanthine phosphoribosyltransferase 1. Gene Ontology annotation, biological process: GMP salvage; hypoxanthine metabolic process; IMP salvage. Gene Ontology annotation, molecular function: hypoxanthine phosphoribosyltransferase activity. Bases 1 to 633 code for a protein of 210 amino acids. Gene Ontology annotation, cellular component: cytoplasm. The transcript has 3 exons. The record is from RefSeq and is a predicted model, not a curated record. NCBI's taxonomy places the organism in Eukaryota, Fungi, Ascomycota, Sordariomycetes, Sordariales, Sordariaceae.